AUGUCAAGCUCUGAAAGAGGCACAUAUACUCGCUUAUAUCCUCCCGACCCAAGAGUCCAUGACGACACUUUGUAUGAUCCUUCUGAUAUACCAACUGUAUAUGUAAGUGCAUCAUAUAAUAGGAAAGAUAAAAAAGUAGAAAGACGAGUGAUAACAAACAGAGGGCUCACGUUGAAAACGGGACAAAGGUUACGACAUUUUGAUGAAUACACCAGUUUGUGUGAUGGUGAGGUACAAACAUUAGUUCCGGACAGUCAAGCUUUCAAAGAGGCUACAGCCAUGCUGAAUGAUGAGGACGUCAACAAACGUCUUCAAGGUGCUUUACAAGCGAGACUUUCGUUCACAAAGAGUCAUCUGAAGAGCUAUCAAGCCUUUGCGUUGGAUCCAAAAGCGAUGGAUGAACUCACAGAUAUCAUGUUACAUUUUAAUAAGAAACGGUUUAAUAGGAACAUGAACAACAGUUACUUGUGUCUGAUCACAAGUAGCCCAAACUCAACGGUUGAUGAGAAUGGUGAGAUUGGUGAGGAGGAAUCCAAGGAGGUAAUCGACCUGAAAGUUGCUCAAAGUUGGGUAAAUCUAUCUAACGUCACCAAUACCCUCCCCGCACAUACACUUGGUAAAAGAGUGCAGCGAUACAGGGAUGAAUCCGGAAAGUACCCUUCGGAAAGUACGAUCAAAUCGUGGGCAAAGGAAGAUGGGAUGGGUGUCAACAUUUUGAGCAUCACAGAGCCAACAGCUGCAAAACUUCACUUCCUUACUAGCGUUUGCGAUGACUCUGAACCAGACACUCAGCCUCCAGGGGCAGAUGAAACUUCUCUUCCCUCAGAAAUUGAUGAAGACUAUACCUCAUCCAAUGAAACUCCAGAAUCUCACGCGGCUGCAGACUACACCGCUUUAGAUCCAUCCGCUGAACGUUCCCCUGAAGAUGAGACUGGAAACUCUCAAAUGUCAGAAAUUACUGCAGACUAUACCUCUGAAUGUGGGGACGCAGACACCACGCCUGACUAUCGUUGGGACCCGACGAUUGAUCCCCCACCUCGCGGUCUGCGUGCUGUCCAGGGCUGGACGUAA
Molecule: messenger RNA, 1071 nt
Organism: Kwoniella shivajii
Lineage: Eukaryota; Fungi; Basidiomycota; Tremellomycetes; Tremellales; Cryptococcaceae
Exons: 1
Coding region: 1-1071 (356 amino acids)
Source: RefSeq, a predicted model, not a curated record